Helianthus annuus (common sunflower) is the source of this 1244-nucleotide messenger RNA. RefSeq lists its product as uncharacterized. Bases 205 to 1020 code for a protein of 271 amino acids. The record is from RefSeq and is a predicted model, not a curated record. The transcript has 3 exons. NCBI's taxonomy places the organism in Eukaryota, Viridiplantae, Streptophyta, Magnoliopsida, Asterales, Asteraceae.
CAAAAAUGCGCACAAAACUCACAACGCGCACGUUAGCACUGCUACCUCGAACGUUAAAUCGCACCCUCCACCCCUUCUUAUUAACUCCCCUCAUAUAACAACAACAUAACAUUUCGCGGCGAUUUUAUUAUUCCGUCACAAAAGAAGAAACAACCGUCGGAAAUAGAAAAGAGCAAACCCUAGGUGAUCGGAAUCAGGUUUUUGAUGGUAUUUUCCGGCGAGAAACAACAACCGUCGGAUGAACAGAUGGAGAGAUUGAAGCCGCUGCAUAAUUUCGAUCUGCCGUGCUUAAAGUGGGGGAAUCAGAAGCUGUUACGGUGUAUGAAGGCUGAUUCGAAAGGUGACGUGUCGGCGGUUGAUCGGAGACGAUCAGCGGAGUAUUCCGGUGGCGGUGGAGGUGUGUCGGUGAAUACGCGGCGGAGAGAUGUGGAAUUUGAGCGGCGGUUUAGAUCGAGUGAUGAUCGGAAACCUAUUUUUUCCUCGUCGGAGAAAAUGAAAGCGGUUUCCGGUUCCGGCGACGGUGAGAUCGAGGCGACUAGAGAGAAGCUGAUGUUCGAUUUUCAAACGGAGGUUGGGAAGAUGAAGGACGCGAUUCUCAGAGGAAGUUUUCCGGCGUCGGCGACUGUUCCGGCGACGACGUCGAGCUCUCCAGCGGAGAAGCCGUGGAAUUUGAGAACCAGACGAGCUGCGUGCAAAUCUCCGGCGAGAAACGGUGAUGAUCGGAAACCUAAUUUCUCUCCGGCGAGAAAUGAAGGCAACAAAUCUCCGGUAACCGUCGCCGUCACCGGAACGGUGAGUGGAGAGAAGAGAGAACGAGAGAAGUUUUCCGUUGCACUUUCACGGCGUGAGUUGGAGGAGGAUUUCACGGCGAUGACCGGCCGGCGACUGCCACGUAAGCCAAAGAAGCGACCGAGAUACAUUCAGAAACAAUUAGAUACCUUGUUUCCCGGAUUGUGGUUAUCGGAGAUAACCGCUGAUCUCUACAGAGUUCCUGACGAUACCGAAACCGGAAAGAGGUAGGAGUGAAGAUGCAUCUGAGAUUGUUACUGAUCAUCAACAAUGGGUGUUUGGUUAUAUGAUUUGAUGGUGGAUUUUUAGGUUUUUUUUAAAAAAAAAAAAAAAAUUGGGGAUGAUAAUUUUGCUUCUUGUAGUCAUAUAUGUUGAUAUAUAAGUUCCUCUUUUGACUGUUUAUGAUUGACCUGAAUAAAUAUGAAUAAAAGUGAAGUCAUGUUUAUGUUUUUCUA